Molecule: messenger RNA, 3444 nt
Organism: Chrysochloris asiatica (Cape golden mole)
Lineage: Eukaryota; Metazoa; Chordata; Mammalia; Afrosoricida; Chrysochloridae
Gene: GLG1
Product: golgi glycoprotein 1
Exons: 25
Coding region: 1-3444 (1147 amino acids)
Cellular component (GO): Golgi membrane
Molecular function (GO): fibroblast growth factor binding
Source: RefSeq, a predicted model, not a curated record
AUGGCGGCGUGUGGACGUGUACGGAGGAUGUUCCGCUUGUCGGCGGUGCUGCAGCUGCUGCUCUUCGUCGCGGCCGUGGACCAGAAAUUCCCAGGCCAGAGCAUCCACAGCCAGGGCCAGGGCCAGGGCCCAGUGGCCAACUUUGUGCCUUUCGUAGGGAAGGCUGGAGGCGGCGGGCCGGCAGUUCAGCAGCUGCCUCAGUCAUCUCAGCUCCAGCAGCAGCAGCAGCAGCAGCAGGAGCAGCAACCGCCUCAGCCGCUGUUCCCGGCGGGUGGGCCUUCGGCCCGGCGGGGCGGAGCAGGGCCUGGUGGUGGCUGGAAGCUGGCAGAGGAAGAGUUCUGCAGGGAGGAUGUGACCCGUGUGUGCCCCAAGCACACCUGGAGCAACAACCUGGCGGUGCUCGAGUGCCUGCAGGACGUGAGGGAGCCUGAAAAUGAAAUUUCUUCAGAAUGCAAUCAUAUUAAAGAAUGUGCUGAUGAACCAGUUGGAAAAGGUUACUUGGUUUCCUGCUUGGUGGAUCACAGAGGCAACAUCACCGAGUAUCAGUGUCACCAGUACAUCACCAAGAUGACGGCCAUCAUUUUCAGUGAUUACCGUCUAAUCUGUGGCUUCAUGGAUGACUGCAAAAAUGACAUCAACAUCCUGAAAUGUGGCAGCAUUCGGCUUGGAGAAAAGGAUGCACACUCACAAGGUGAGGUGGUAUCAUGCUUGGAGAAAGGUCUGGUGAAAGAAGCAGAAGAAAAAGAUCCCAAGACUCAAGUCUCUGAAGUCUGCAAGAAAGCCAUUCUUCGAGUGGCUGAGCUGUCUUCAGAUGACUUUCAUUUGGACCGGCAUUUAUAUUUUGCUUGUCGAGAUGAUCGGGAACGUUUUUGUGAAAAUACACAAGCUGGUGAAGGCAGAGUGUAUAAGUGCCUCUUUAACCACAAAUUUGAAGAAUCUAUGAGUGAAAAGUGUCGAGAAGCACUCACAACCCGCCAAAAGCUGAUUGCCCAGGACUAUAAAGUCAGUUAUUCUUUGGCCAAAUCCUGUAAGAGUGACUUGAAGAAAUACCGGUGCAAUGUGGAAAACCUGCCUCGAUCCCGGGAAGCCAGGCUCUCCUACCUUCUCAUGUGUCUGGAGUCAGCUGUACACAGAGGGCGACAAGUAAGCAGUGAAUGCCAGGGGGAGAUGUUGGAUUACCGACGCAUGUUGAUGGAAGACUUUUCUCUGAGUCCUGAGAUCAUCUUGAGCUGUCGGGGAGAAAUUGAACACCACUGUUCUGGAUUACAUCGAAAAGGACGAACCCUACACUGUCUCAUGAAAGUAGUUCGAGGCGAGAAGGGAGACCUUGGAAUGAACUGCCAACAGGCGCUUCAAACGCUGAUUCAGGAAACUGACCCUGGUGCUGAUUAUCGCAUUGAUAGGGCUCUGAACGAAGCCUGUGAAUCUGUAAUACAGACGGCCUGCAAACAUAUUCGAUCUGGAGACCCAAUGAUCCUCUCGUGCCUGAUGGAACAUUUAUACACAGAGAAGAUGGUGGAAGACUGUGAACACCGUCUCUUAGAGCUGCAGUAUUUCAUCUCCCGAGAUUGGAAACUGGACCCUGUCUUAUACCGCAAGUGCCAGGGAGAUGCUUCUCGUCUUUGCCACACCCAUGGUUGGAAUGAGACCAAUGAACUCAUGAUGACGCCCGGAGCUGUGUUCUCUUGCUUAUAUAGACACGCCUACCGCACUGAGGAACAGGGAAGAAGGCUUUCACGAGAGUGCCGAGCUGAAGUCCAAAGGAUCCUGCACCAACGUGCUAUGGAUGUGAAGCUGGACCCUGCUCUCCAGGAUAAGUGCCUGAUUGACCUGGGAAAGUGGUGUAGUGAAAAAACAGAAACUGGCCAGGAGCUUGAGUGCCUCCAGGAUCAUCUCGAUGACUUGGCUGUGGAGUGCAGAGAUAUAGUCGGCAACCUCACAGAGUUAGAGUCGGAGGAUAUUCAAAUAGAAGCCUUGCUGAUGAGAGCCUGUGAGCCCAUAAUUCAGAAUUUCUGCCAUGAUGUGGCAGAUAACCAGAUCGACUCUGGAGACUUGAUGGAGUGUCUGAUACAAAACAAGCACCAGAAGGAUAUGAAUGAGAAGUGUGCCAUUGGAGUCACUCACUUCCAGCUGGUGCAGAUGAAGGAUUUUCGGUUUUCUUACAAGUUUAAAAUGGCCUGCAAGGAGGAUGUGUUGAAACUUUGCCCCAACAUAAAAAAGAAGGUGGACGUAGUGAUCUGCUUGAGCACCACUGUGCGCAACGACACUCUGCAGGAGGCCAAGGAGCACAGGGUGUCCCUCAAGUGCCGCAAGCAGCUCCGUGUGGAGGAGCUGGAAAUGACAGAAGAUAUUCGUCUGGAACCAGAUCUGUAUGAAGCCUGCAAGAGUGACAUCAAGAACUACUGUUCCGCUGUGCAGUAUGGCAAUGCUCAGAUUAUUGAAUGUCUGAAAGAAAACAAGAAGCAGCUAACUACCCGUUGCCAUCAGAAAGUAUUUAAGCUACAAGAGACUGAGAUGAUGGACCCAGAACUAGACUAUACACUCAUGAGAGUCUGCAAACAAAUGAUAAAGAGGUUCUGUCCUGAAGCAGACUCUAAAACCAUGCUACAGUGCUUAAAGCAAAAUAAAAAUAGUGAACUGAUGGAUCCCAAAUGCAAACAGAUGAUUACCAAGCGCCAGAUCACACAGAACACAGAUUAUCGCUUAAACCCUGUGCUAAGGAAAGCCUGUAAAGCUGAUAUUCCUAAAUUCUGUCAUGGAAUCUUGACUAAGGCCAAGGAUGAUUCGGAGCUAGAAGGUCAAGUCAUCUCUUGCCUCAAGCUGAGAUAUGCCGACCAGCGCCUGUCUUCAGACUGUGAGGACCAGAUCCAGAUUAUUAUCCAGGAGUCAGCUCUGGAUUACCGACUAGACCCCCAGCUCCAGCUGCACUGCUCAGAAGAGAUCUCUAGUCUUUGUGCCGAGGAAGCAGCAGCCCAAGAGCAGACAGGUCAAGUGGAAGAGUGCCUCAAAGUUAACUUGCUCAAAAUCAAAACGGAAAUGUGUAAAAAGGAAGUAUUAAACAUGCUGAAGGAAAGCAAAGCUGAUAUCUUUGUGGACCCAGUUCUUCAUACAGCUUGUGCCCUGGACAUCAAGCACCACUGUGCCGCCAUUACCCCUGGUCGAGGGCGUCAAAUGUCCUGCCUCAUGGAGGCUCUGGAAGACAAGCGAGUGAGGUUACAGCCUGAGUGCAAAAAGCGCCUCAACGACCGCAUUGAGAUGUGGAGUUACGCAGCAAAGGUGGCACCGGCAGAUGGCUUCUCUGAUCUUGCCAUGCAAGUGAUGACAUCCCCGUCCAAGAACUACAUUCUCUCUGUGAUCAGUGGGAGCAUCUGCAUCUUGUUCCUGAUUGGCCUGAUGUGUGGACGGAUCACCAAGCGAGUGACACGAGAGCUCAAGGACAGGUAG